Sinocyclocheilus anshuiensis is the source of this 930-nucleotide messenger RNA. RefSeq names its product carbonic anhydrase 4-like. Bases 1 to 930 code for a protein of 309 amino acids. The transcript has 8 exons. Gene Ontology annotation, cellular component: plasma membrane. Lineage: Eukaryota; Metazoa; Chordata; Actinopteri; Cypriniformes; Cyprinidae. The record is from RefSeq and is a predicted model, not a curated record. Gene Ontology annotation, molecular function: carbonate dehydratase activity; zinc ion binding.
AUGACAUCCAUUCUCUCUAUCUCAUCUGUUCUGUUGGUUCUAGAGCUCUGCUCAGGUGAGUGGUGCUACCGGAGCCAGUUUUCCUGUCAAGACACAUGUAGAGAGCCUUCAGAGUGGAAGAAUAAUUUUCCUAAUUGUGGAGGUCAGAGACAAUCGCCUAUCAAUAUCAUCACACGCAAAGUGAAGCAUGAUCCAAAACUGACCAGUUUUAUCUUUGAUGGGCAUGAGAACGUUUUCAAUAUGAGUGUGAAAAACCAUGGACAUUCAGCUCACUUCACCCUCCCUCAGUCUGUGCGUCUCCGUGGAGGGGGUCUGCCAGCCACAUACAAAGCCGUCCAGUUCCACCUGCACUGGGGAGAGAACGGCGGCCAGGGCUCAGAGCACUCUGUGGACGGGGAGUGUUAUCCCAUGGAGCUCCAUAUUGUUCACAUUAAAGAAAAAUAUGGUAGCUUGGGAGAUGCUCUAAAUGACUCUACAGGGGUGGCAGCACUUGCCUUCUUUUUUGAGGUGACUUCUGGCCAAAACAAACAGCUGGACAGAGUCAUAGAGGCUUUAGGAAAAGUCCGGUAUGAAGGGAACAGCAGUGAAAUUGAAGACUUUAAACUGACCGACAUCAUCCCACAAGCCAAUAAAUUGAACUACUAUCGGUACUUGGGUUCCUUGACCACACCAGGCUGUGACCAGGCCGUUGUGUGGACGGUUUUCCAACAGACUCUGCCCAUAAGCAAAAAGCAGCUGAUGUCAAUGGAUAAACAGCUGUUAUUCGGAACAGAAAAACCAAUGACUGGAGUAUUCCGUCCUGUGCAGAAUCUGAAUGGACGAGUUGUGUACACAUCUGUGCCAGCUCACAACCUGUGUGUCCUGCCCAAUCUGAUCACCCUGUUUCUGUGCCUCUUUUGUGUUUUUGGACAACAAAGGUGUUUCCAUUAA